This is a messenger RNA of Salvelinus fontinalis (brook trout), 3936 nucleotides long. RefSeq lists its product as uncharacterized. The coding region runs from base 646 to 861 and encodes 71 amino acids. The record is from RefSeq and is a predicted model, not a curated record. The transcript has 3 exons. NCBI's taxonomy places the organism in Eukaryota, Metazoa, Chordata, Actinopteri, Salmoniformes, Salmonidae.
CAAAACGUUUUAUGAUCUUCGCUCUCAAAGCCAUCGUAAACUUUUUAAUUGACUAUUUCAUCCCUUUUAGAAAUUGCAUUUCCUUCUUCCAAACUCCCAAUGAGCUUUGAGUUAAAUAGUGUUGUAUCUUGUUUUAUCUCAAAAUUAACUGAUGAAUGUGCGACGAGUAGGCGAAACAAACCAGUUAGACUCCGUCAUCACUAGGAAAACACGGCGUGAUUGGCAGUUAGGGUUCAUGUCAAUGUAGGCUAUUCAAAAAGAGGGCAAAAGGUACGACAUCAGGAUCUUGUGGUUCUCUUGAUAAUAAAGGGUCUCUCUCUCUUUCUCUCUCGGCUGUUGCGCUCUUUCCCUCUCUGUAAAUGCUUUCGUCUGUUCAAAUUCCAUAGUCGCCUAGCCGGCUGCACUUACUUUCAUACGCUAUAAACGUUGGCUGAAUCUGAAAAUGCAAUUUUGAUGGUAAGAACGUUCUAAUGUGCUUCUGAGGAAUACAAGGGCGACUCGACACUGUUUCAAGAUAGACAAAGGUGUCCUCACACGCGUAUCACAAUGGAUCUCUCAUUUAUGGCUGCGCAGGCAAGCCUAAUGGAGUAGAAGAGAAGUUCAUCUUUGUUUAAAGACGACUGAUAUUCUUCCGUUUCUUCGGUCAUGGCGGGGGCCUUCAUGGACUCGCCCAAUGAUGACGACAGCACGGACCACUCACUUUUCAACUCCUCGGCCAGCGUCCACGCCGCCUCUAUGGCGGCCCAUGACCAGCCGGAGCGGGAGCCCAUGUCCCGCGACGCCAUCUGGCUUUGGAUUGCAAUCACCGCCACCAUAGGGAACAUUGUGGUCGUGGGAGUGGUGUACGCUUUCACUUUCUGAGUGGAGGAAGCCAUGAUGGAGACAUGCCAGCAGGAGGAAGCUUCUGGACAAGACAUUUGGACAUGCGCUAGGAACACCACAGCAGCCAACGGCCACUCUCAAAGGCUACACUGUUACAGAGCAGUGAAUGAUUCUUGCAUUGGCAUCUUGUCCAAGCAUUUGAAAGACAAGGCAUUGUUCACAAUUACAGAAAUUAAUAUGUGUAAUAUGUUGGUCAUGUUACUGCAGCCAAAGGUCAAAAUAUGGAAUAUUGUAUACAUUAGUGCUGUUGACUACCGGUAUACAUGAAGAUGUUAACAUUUCUGAUGAAGCUUUAAAUAGUGAACAGUGAUGUACUCUGAAUACCAUCAGAUGUCAUUGGUCAAAUCUGAAAUCAUUGGGCGUAAAAUAUUCAGAUAAUAAAACCUUAGUAACGUGCCGUUUGGAGCGUUUAGAGAUCAUUGUAUAGAAAGUAACACUGGUAAGUUUUUAACAUGUCUUUAACAUCACAGUCGUUACUGUAUUCUACAUCUAUCUGCCCGAAAUAUGAGGUUUAUGACGAACUUACUAGACACAGAAUGUCUAAAGAUCUUUACUGUCUUCAUGACAAUAUAGUUCACCUGACAGUAUCAGUUUUGGAUCAAGUUAAUCUAGUUCUCCGCUUUUCUCCUCUUUUUUUGCCUAAGUGAGCCUUGAGUGCUGAAUAGACAAUCUUUUCCCAGCAUAUUUAUAUUUAAGAUGGUAAGGGUAACCUAAAUCUAUUUCUCUUAAACACCCCUAUCAGACCUCAAACCCAUAUGAGCGGGAACUACAAUUUAUAGGAAUGGAUGUUCACCUUGAACACUUUUCACAGAUGUUUACAUGUGGAAACAACAUUCCUCACACUUAGAAGUCACUUGGAUUCAAGUCUAGUGUACAUACAUCUUGAUGUGACUGCUGUAACCAUUUCAAUGUCGGUCUUGAUGUAUAUUUUGAUCGAGUAUUAUCUUUCUUCCUCUUUAUAGUCUCAAAACACAUUGUAACCCAAACUGCCUUCCAAGCCAAAUAGUUUUAAUGAGCCCUGGAUGCGACAAUAGCCAGUUGCCAUAGCGAUGCAUCUCUGUCGCUAUGUGCCUCAAGGAUACCAUGUCUCUCGUUCCCAGUGCAGCACACCUGUUUAUCUCUCUCUAAACUCCCUAGCACAUCUACCUAACAGACACACACACACACACACAUGUGGACAUCGAUCACAUUAUACAUUAGCUGAUACUCUAUAACAUUAAGAGUCAACUUAGAUACCAUAAAUUGAAUGAUACUCUACACAUAUGAGCUUUAGUUUUCUACUGCUGGUUGCCCUUAGAUACCAUAGAGCAGGGCUCACCAACCCUGUUCCUGGAGAGCUACCCUCCUAGGUGUUCUCUCCAACCCUGUUCCUGAAGAGCUACCCUCCUGUAGGUGUUCUCUCCAACCCUGUUCCUGGAGAGCUACCCUCCUAGGUGUUCUCUCCAACCCUGUUCCUGGAGAGCUACCCUCCUAGGUGUUCUCUCCAACCCUGUUCCUGAAGAGCUACCCUCCUGUAGGUGUUCUCUCCAACCCUGUUCCUGGAGAGCUACCCUCCUGUAGGUGUUCUCUCCAACCCUGUUCCUGGAGAGCUACCCUCCUGUAGGUGUUAUCUCCAACCCUGUUCCUGGAGAGCUACCCUCCUAGGUGUUCUCUCCAACCCUGUUCCUGGAGAGCUACCCUCCUAGGUGUUCUCUCCAACCCUGUUCCUGGAGAGCUACCCUCCUAGGUGUUCUCUCCAACCCUGUUCCUGGAGAGCUACCCUCCUAGGUGUUCUCUCCAACCCUGUUCCUGGAGAGCUAUCCUUUUCAUUCCAACCCUAAUGGUUUUCAUUCCAACCCUAAUAUAGCUCACUUGAAUCUAAUAAUUCGCUGGUUGAUGAGCUGAAUCCGGUUAGUUACAACUGGGGUUGCAGCAAAACUACGGGAGUGUAGCUUGGGUUGGAGAGAACACCUACAAGAGGGUAGCUCUCCAGGAACAGGGUUGGAGAGAACACCUAGAGGAGGGUAGCUCUCCAGGAACAGGGUUGGAGAGCUCUGCUCUUCACACAUUGUGUUUACCCCGGAGAGCCAGAAUAGUUGUCUACUGCUUUUACUGUGUGCCCUUGGUGCACAUUGGUGUCAGCGGUGGGAUUCAGAGACAGUUACCAGACAGAGGGCAUCCACACCUCCAAACCCCAAAGUCACUCUCUAAAUUGCAGCAGCCCCUUUAAGUGUAGCGUUGAGACUGGGAGGCUAAAUCUCUGAUGUGUCUCUGCCUCACCGUAGAGCAGACCCCAGGAGGUCAAACACACAACAUUAAUACAGUCACAGUUUGUGAAUAGUCAAUGUCUGCUUUUCAAAUGGCACCCUAUUCCCCAAAUAACACACUGUGGGCCCUGGUCAAAAGUAGUGCACUAUGUAGGGAAUAGGGCGCCAUUUGGGAUGCUGACAUUGGUUUGACUGUGACGGCAGGGACGGUCACCGCGUGAUGUAGUCCUGGGAUAGGGAAUACAAUCUCCUUAUGAUUAUAAUGGAUGAGACCUUCGAUCCAUAUGGUUUGGUGUGAUAAGUUGGUCUGUUAUUAACGUUGAUUAAUCGAUCAUUAACAGAGAGAUGGAUGACUUGUUGGAGCGGUCUUAAUGAUAUGCUGAUUAAGAAAUCUCUCUUACUUUUUCUGGAGAAGUAUGAUUUUUUUCUAAUGAGAUUGAGCUCAAUUAAAUAUAUAUAUAUAUAUAUAUAUAAUUUAAUUUAAUUUGGGCGUAGAUGGAUUUUAUCUGAAAUCAGAUAUUAACCCCAUUCUAGAUUAUUCAUAUAAAAUCGUCCAAACAGCAAACUAUUUCAAGACAAUAACUCUGAAGACUUAUACAUGGAUGUUUGAGUACGCUCUGCAUACUCAGAGCAGUUGAUUAUGACGUUGUUCCAGUUCAUUAACUAAGUAUUCAAGGUCUUACUGAAAAUACCAUUUGUAAAGAUAGAUGGUGUGAUAAUCUACAUUGUUCUUCACUUGCACUGUAACUAUGGUUUUUUGUAUCAGUUAUUAAGUAUGUACUAUUAAAAUGUAGUUUGGUAAAUGUCA